This is a messenger RNA of Phycomyces blakesleeanus NRRL 1555(-), 1581 nucleotides long. RefSeq lists its product as hypothetical. NCBI's taxonomy places the organism in Eukaryota, Fungi, Mucoromycota, Mucoromycetes, Mucorales, Phycomycetaceae. The coding region runs from base 1 to 1581 and encodes 526 amino acids. The transcript has 2 exons. The record is from RefSeq and is a predicted model, not a curated record.
AUGCACAAGACUCAAGCCUUCUCCCUUUCAGGAUCGUCACUCCCCGACUGGAAUACUUUCCUUCGUGCAUACAAUGUUACUGACUGGCAUGAUCGUACGUCACCUACCUCUCUCCGAUAUCUUGGUUUUCCAUUAUUUUCCUCUAUCACUCAACGAGACUCCUACGGGACCACCCUCCUGUCAAAAAUUGAGACCUUUUGCAGUAUUCAUGGAUCACGAUCUCUUUCCUUUCGUGGGUGGGCAACCAUAAUGAACUCUCUUGUACUUUCUCAACUAUGGCACGUCCUUCGUGUGGUUUCAUUCCCUUCCGCCUUCCUUGACCGAGUUCGCUCCAUUGUGUGCAGGUUCUUCCAUGUCAACUCUUUUCCUCCCAUUGCUUUUGACACUCUCUGCUUGCCCCGACUACAGGGUGGCCUUGGUAUCUUGGAUCCUGGUAUACAGCAAUGUGCUCUCCAACUUUGCUGGCUGAAGCCCCUUAUCCGUAAUCCUCUACUGCCUCACAGUCUUGUUCCCCAAUGGUUCUCCACUCUUCUUCGCUCUGACGUCCCUACCGUUGAUCCUCUUCUUCUCUUACUCUUUCCGGACUGUCGUCCUCGCAACCUGAGGUAUUCGGGAUUGUUUAUGGUUCCGGAGAUUGUUAACUUGCCAGGUUCAUUAGCAAGAAGGAACCAGUGUUUGGUUGCGGGGUCUGUUCUUCACUCAAUUGUGGUGUGUAUACCACACAACCAUCGCACCCUUGAUUCCCUGCUGCACCUGGUUCUGAAGGCUAUGGAUACUCUUCCCCGAAACUUUGACAGAGUGGUGCUCAACCUUUCCAGUUGUCUCAUCCUGCCGUUGUCUUCUAUGAUAUCCAGUAUGCCCUCUCACCCUCCGUAUCGACCUGCUUGGCGUGAUUUGCGAGUCCACCAUCUAUACCAAAUCGAGUCCAAUUUGGAUAUACUCACACCCAUCACUCUCUCUCGUCCUCUACCCCGUUCUGUCACACUUAACUGCAUCCUCAACAGAAUUCGCGAUCAUACAAUGGUCUUGCAUCCCAUUCUCUUUCGAGCAUGCAUUCCUUCUUUUGUACUGGCAUUCCAACAGCCAGAUCUUCCUAUUCGCGACGGGUCGUCCAUUGACCUCCAGCCACUUCUGUCAGCCCAACUUCCUGGUCAAACCUGGUCCCGGCUCACCACGCGCUCCUACCGUUCUGCCUGCUCCCAUCAACUGUCUGAUGCUCGUCCCAUCCACCCUCCUCUCAUCCCACGACAACUUCGCUCCUUCUGGUCUUUCGCCCUCCCUCACCAGGCUCAGAAUGUCUGGUUUCGCGGGUUGCACAAUAAGCUUUCGUGCCGAGCACUUCUGUACCGCAUCAUGCCAUCCACCGUCUCUUCUCCUCUCUGCACUAUUUGCCAGGUGUCCAUCGAGACGCAAGAACAUUUUCUUCUCGCUUGCCCGUUGAAAUCUGCUGUGUGGACAGGCAUUUGGUUGGAAUUCUUUGGCACCGUCCCUCUGCCCUCUGCCCUCUCAAACGCUUUCCAAUCCUUCGUCUUCCCCCCACGCUUAACCCUGCGAUCCCUGCUUCCUCUGUCUUUGGCCUAA